CCCGGCCAGUCUUUCAUGAGCCUAUCUCUACGAGAAGCCUUCGUCGACACAGCAUCAACGUGCUGGUAGUCUCUUGAGACAGUCGAGGACUAGAGUAGGGCUCGGCACAUGACGUGGCUUGGCGCCUCGCCGCCUCCUGCCGACCUCCCUGACCUCGCCCAGCACGGAUUACAGCAUCGCUCACCGUCCACUCACCACUGUUUCCCCCCCAAUUUCGACCGCCUGGCUGUUUCUGGCUCAGGAAUGCUACGGGUGGUGGUUGUUUGAUCUAUUUGAUAUUUCCAACCGGCCUCAGCGUCUCCGUGAUUCUGUUCUUUCUCCUUACGUCAACCCCGCAUUUCCUACAGCUCAGCGCUGCCUGGUAGCUCACGAUGGCGUCCCAAACACCCGCUGUUGUCAUGGACAACGGUACCGGUUAUUCGAAACUCGGAUUCGCCGGCAACGACUCUCCCUCCUUUGUGUUUCCCACUGCAAUUGCAACCAAGGCGGCUGGCGGUGGGGCGGCCUCAGCUUCUGGCCGCCCAGCUGUUGCCAACAAGCCGUCUUUCCUGGCCGGAGGCGGCGGAGCGAGUUCACACCUCUCUGCGAAACGGGGGACGGAAGAUCUGGACUUCUUCAUCGGCGAUGAGGCCCUUGCGGCCGGCAAUGGCCCGGGAUACUCUGUCCACUACCCGAUCCGUCACGGGCAGAUCGAGAAUUGGGACCACAUGGAGCGAUUCUGGUCGAACUCGAUCUUCAAAUACCUGCGUGUCGAGCCCGAGGACCACUACUUUUUGCUCACCGAACCGCCUCUGAACCCCCCGGAGAACCGUGAGAAUACCGCCGAGAUCAUGUUCGAGUCGUUCAACUGCGCCGGUUUGUACAUCGCGGUGCAGGCCGUUCUUGCUCUUGCUGCUUCCUGGACCUCCUCCAAAGUGACUGACCGGUCUCUGACCGGAACGGUCAUCGAUUCUGGGGACGGUGUCACCCACGUUAUCCCCGUGGCGGAGGGCUACGUCAUUGGAUCCUCGAUCAAGAGUAUACCCAUUGCGGGUCGCGACAUCACCUAUUUCGUGCAGAGUCUGCUUCGCGACCGCGGUGAACCGGAUAGCAGCCUGAAGACCGCCGAGAAGGUGAAGGAGGAGUACUGCUAUGUCUGCCCCGAUAUCGUCAAGGAAUUCGCUCGCUACGACCGGGAGCCCGACCGCUUCCUGAAGCAUACCGUGACCUCCCCCAACGGCCGGAGUGUGAGCAUCGACAUUGGCUACGAACGGUUUUUGGCCCCGGAGAUCUUCUUCAACCCCGAGAUCUAUUCGUCCGACUUCUUGACCCCGCUGCCUGUCGUCGUCGACGGGGUGAUCCAGUCCUCCCCCAUCGACGUCCGGAGAGGGCUCUACAAGAACAUUGUCCUAUCCGGCGGCUCCACCCUGUACAAGGAUUUCGGCCGCCGGCUGCAGCGUGAUAUCCGCCACCUGGUGGAUGCCCGCAUUCGUGCAUCCGAGGCCCGCAGCGGUGGUGCCCGCAGCGGCGGCUUGGAUGUCGCGGUCGUCACGCACAAGCGGCAGAGACACGGCCCGUGGUUCGGCGGCAGCUUGCUGGGCCAGACUCCCGAGUUCCGCAGCUACUGCCAUACCAAGGCCGAGUACGAUGAGAUCGGCCCCAGCAUUGUUCGGAGAUUUGCCUUGCUUGGCGGGCCUGGCAGCUCUUAAAUACUGUUUGCGUGUCUAUUCAAUCCACGGCCUCUUUUACUGUUACUGUAGAUAGUUUUAAGUGACAAAUCAA
Molecule: messenger RNA, 1761 nt
Organism: Penicilliopsis zonata CBS 506.65
Lineage: Eukaryota; Fungi; Ascomycota; Eurotiomycetes; Eurotiales; Aspergillaceae
Exons: 4
Coding region: 372-1688 (438 amino acids)
Biological process (GO): Arp2/3 complex-mediated actin nucleation
Cellular component (GO): actin cortical patch; Arp2/3 protein complex
Molecular function (GO): actin filament binding
Source: RefSeq, a predicted model, not a curated record